Leptinotarsa decemlineata (Colorado potato beetle) is the source of this 704-nucleotide messenger RNA. It is a transcript of the gene Gclm, whose product is annotated as Glutamate-cysteine ligase modifier subunit. Gene Ontology annotation, molecular function: enzyme regulator activity; glutamate-cysteine ligase catalytic subunit binding. Gene Ontology annotation, biological process: glutathione biosynthetic process. Gene Ontology annotation, cellular component: glutamate-cysteine ligase complex. Lineage: Eukaryota; Metazoa; Arthropoda; Insecta; Coleoptera; Chrysomelidae. The record is from RefSeq and is a predicted model, not a curated record.
UAUGAUUUUGAAUGUGAACUCAAUUGAUGAUUUGAUCAUAUCGUUCAAACAUAAACAGUCAGAAGAUAAAAAAGAUGACUUAAGCCAAAUACAAACAGUAUGGAAAAUCCUGGAAAGUUUUGUAUCUGAAGAAAAAAUAAAACAGAUUGGGAUUGCCGAUAUUGAAGAAAAUACCUUCAGAGCUCUUCAUGAAUGGGCUCAAGUGAAACCCACGAUCAUACAAAUAAAUCUUGCGAGUUGUUGUGUGGUCCCACCAACACUGCAAACUUUCUGCAAAGAAAACAAUAUUAAACUAUUAACACACAGCGAUCCAAGUGAUAUUCUUCCAAAGUCUUCGGUGGAGGGCAUAUUUGGAAAACCACUGGUUCUGAAAUGGGCCUUGAGGUAUUUGAUUCAUGUGAAAUGCAGAGGAGUAUUAACUACAAAGGGUUAUUUAUUGAAUUUCAUGAAAGGAUAAAACAUUAGGAUAAGUUUGAUGUGUAAUAUUUUAUGUUAUUUUAUUCUGGAUUUACUAUAUUUAUACAUAUGCACUUGCCAUUCCAUUUUUUAAAAGAAAAUCAGAUUUUUGUUAAGAGAAAGAAACAUUUUGAAGAAUGGUGCAAUAAACAUAUUUUGAUACUGUAUUCGAUAUAGGAACCUUGGUUGUGAUAUGAAUUAUAGUUAACUGACAAAAAGUUAAUAAAAUUAUUUUAUUGAGUGAUUAA